CCACGCCCCUUUGGCAUACAUUAAUAAUUGAGCUGUCAAUCAAUUUCUACAAGCCACGCCCCUUUGGCAUACAUUAAUAAUUGAGCUGUCAAUCAAUUUCUACAAGCCACGCCCCUUCUAUUGACACACAUUAAUAUCCUCCCUGUCAAUCAAACGCUGAAAGCCACGCCCCUUGAAUUGUGGCAUUAAUAUUCUGUCAAUCAUCGGUGCAAACCACGCCCCUUCCAUUGGGUUGAACUGGUGUCUUAGCUGUCAAUCAAACGCUGCAAGCCACGCCCCUUGAAUUGUUUAAUUAAUAUUCUGUCAAUCAUCAUGCAAAGCACGCCCCUUCCAUUGGGUUUAGUUGAUGUCUGAUCUGUCAAUCAACCGCUGAGAGACACGCCCCUCUGUCAAUCAUCCACUAGCCACGCCUAUGGUAUAUCUGCAUAAUCCUGCGCAUCAACCAAUAGGAUUGACAGGCGGUCACCCGCCGGCCAAUGGGAGCGCGGCGGGGGCGUGGCUUGGCUAAGGGGCCGGCCGGCGAGCGCGGGAGCUGCGCAGUCCUUCAGCGGCCGGCGGAGGGAUAGCAUGUCGUAGGUACGAUGGGGAAAUGGCGGUUGUGGUUCUAUCGCGACAUGGCGGCCGCGAUUCUAUCGCGACAUGGCGGCCUAUCGCGGCCCCGACCCGCGUUCCCCCCGUCGCCGCCAGCCGCGGGCGCUCGGGGUUUUAGCGGCGUCGCAGAGCAGCGGCGGCUCCUUCUUCACCCGGCGGGGCUGAGGCGGGGCCUCGGGGCCCCGCCGGAUUUCGGGGGAGCGCACAAAAAACGAUCCCGGGGGGGCUCCGGUUCUGUCCCGGGUCGGUCUCGGUGCCCUCCCGGUUUUAUCCCGGUUUUAUUCCGCUUUUAUCCCGCUUUUAUCCCGGUUUUAUCCCGGUUCUGUCCCGUUCUGACUUCGCUUCUCUCCCCUCAGGCGGCGCCGCCGGCGGGAAACGCUUCGGAGGAUCUGCGCUGUGGACUUCGCGCUUUUUUUUAUGACCUGCUGUCGGAACUUUUUCGCUUCCGGGACUCGCUGCCGGGUCAUGACCCCACCUGUGACCCCACCUGUGACCCCUGUGACCCCACCUGUGACCCCUGUGACCCCGGCCAUGACCCCGCUGACCCCUCCGGUGACCCCUGUGACCCCUCGGAUGACCCUUUGGUGGCCGAGAUGGAGCGGACGCUGCGGCUGAUGGAGCAGAUCCACGUCUCCCCGGCAGGGCGCGGGCGGGCGCUGGUGCUGCGGGCGCGGGCGCUGGGCGUGGCCCCGGCGGCGGGCGCGGCGCGGGCGGAGGCGGCGCUGGGCCACGCCCUGAAGCUGGACCCCGCCCUGGGCGCGGCCUGGCGGCACCUGGGCGAGCAGCGCUGGCGGCGCGGGGACCUCAGGGGGGCAAGGCAGGCCUUCGGCGGCGCCCUGCGGCAGGGCGAGGACCCCGAGGCGCGGCGCCUGCUCUCCAUGGCGCUGCGGGCGCAGGGGGCGGGGCCGGGCCCGCGGGGGGCGGGGCCUGGCGGCGAGGGGGCGGGGCCAGCCCCGGGGGGCGGAGCCCUGAGGGAGAGCCUGGCCCAGGCGGAGGCGGCGGUCAGGUGUGACCCCAGGAACGGCCAGAGCUGGUACGUGCUGGCCAACGCCCACGUGGCGCUGUUCUUCGCGGGCGGGCAGAGCCCCGGCAGCGCCCGGCGCGCGCUGGCGGCCUACGCACAGGCGGAGCGCGUGGACCCCGCGGCCGCCGCCAACCCCGACCUGCACCUGAACCGCGCCACGCUGCUGCAGUUCCUGGAGCGGUUCCAGGGGGCGCUGGAGGGGCUGAGCCGCGCGGCCGAGCUGGCGCCGGGCUGGGCCGAGCCCCGGAACCGGCACCGGCACCUCAUGGAGCACCUGGGGAGGGUGUGCGGGCUGCUGGAGAGCCGGGGGAAGCUGCGCGGGAAGCGCCGCCGGGGCGUGGCCGGGCCGGUGCCCCUCCCCCUGCUGGGGCCGCUGGGCGGGGCCGGGGGGCCGCGCCCCUCCCCCAUCGCCGCGCUGCGCCCCGGGCCCAACCCCCACCGCGUGGUGCUGGGGAGGGUCUUGUUCAGCACCGCCCCGCCCGGGGGCGUGCCCUACACGGUGGGGCUGCAGGACGGGGGCGGGGCCGUGGCCGCCGUCACCGUGUACAACGCCGCCCCCACGUGGGGCGUGACCGUGGGCGACGCGGUGGGCGUGGCCGAGCCCGAGCUGACCAAUCACCUGGUGCAGCACCAGGGACAGAUGUUCUCGUUCGUGGGGCUCCGUGUCCCCUCCCCCCUGUCCCUGGUGGUCAACGGCCGCCGCCCCCCCGGCCACGCCCUGGCCCCGCCCCGCCUGGCGCUGACCAAUCCCGGCGCGCCGCCGCCCGCCCCGGACACGCCCCCCGACGCCAACUGACCAAUCCCGGCGCGCCGCCGCCCGCCCCGGACACGCCCCCCGACGCCAACUGACCAAUCCCGGCGCGCCGCCGCGCAAUGACCACGCCCACCCGGAUCGGGGCAAUAAACGGAGAUUUUGGGAAA
Taeniopygia guttata (zebra finch) is the source of this 2536-nucleotide messenger RNA. Lineage: Eukaryota; Metazoa; Chordata; Aves; Passeriformes; Estrildidae. The record is from RefSeq and is a predicted model, not a curated record.